This is a messenger RNA of Penicillium roqueforti, 2118 nucleotides long. Its product is annotated as transcriptional regulator family TF. Gene Ontology annotation, biological process: DNA-templated transcription; positive regulation of transcription by RNA polymerase II. The transcript has 7 exons. Lineage: Eukaryota; Fungi; Ascomycota; Eurotiomycetes; Eurotiales; Aspergillaceae. The record is from RefSeq and is a predicted model, not a curated record. Gene Ontology annotation, molecular function: DNA-binding transcription factor activity, RNA polymerase II-specific; zinc ion binding; sequence-specific DNA binding. The coding region runs from base 1 to 2118 and encodes 705 amino acids.
AUGAGACACGCACCAAAGCGACCAAGAGUCGGGAAGCGGACGAUACUGGCUUGUAUCGAAUGCAAGCGCAAGAAACUAAAGUGCAAUGGGCAAACGCCGAAAUGUAACCAUUGCCUGAAAAAUCAACAUGAAUGCCUCGUGGAAGACCCUGCCACAGGGCUGCGUCGCCCGCGUGACUACAUGCAGUCGCUUGAAUCGCGUGUAGUUUAUCUGGAAGCGCUUCUCCGAGAAUCACGUCCAGAUAUACCUUUGAAUGGAGAUAAUCAGCAUGAGCUCAGGGAUAUCGAGUCUAAUACUCCGUUUGUUCCAACAACCUCGGCCCAGGCACCGGAAGCUCCAACCUCCAGCCAAUUACAGGACUCGCCGGGGGCAUACACGAGUCCUUCCUAUAUGCAAGAAGCAUCAUCAUCAUCAUCAAUUCCAAAAGAGCACGCCGGGCAGGUCGACCAUCUCUCUUCGGAAGUUGCCCUACUGUGUCUCAAUGCUGCGGGUGGUGAGCCCCACUAUUUCGGUCCUUCAUCGGCGGUCUUAUUCUCGAGGAUCAUUAGUGCAACAAUGGGUCUCAAAAGCGAGAAAUCGUCAUCGUCGCCGCGUACUUUUGAAGGCUCGGAAAGAAGCCAUCCUAAUGCACGGCCUGAUAGAGUACCAGGACUACCAUCACCAAGUGUUGCGGCUAAUCUAUCGCGGGCUUAUUUCGAUAAUAUUCACCCUCAGUAUCCUUUUCUCCACCGACCAACAUUCUGCAAAUGGGAGCUGGAUGUUUGCAAAUCUAGCCAGUCGGUACACAAUCCUGCCGCCGGAGAGGUUCCACUAUUUUUCGUCCUUAUGGUCUAUGCAACAGGCUCCCUUGUAUUGAAUCAAAGUCAGCACGGUGCCGCAGCGAUGUACUAUUCCAUGGCCUUGGAUUACCUCCCCUCAGUCCUUGCACUUAAUAAUCUGGAAUCAAUCCAAAGCAUACUAUGUUGCGCUGUGUACUCAAUCAGAUCACCUACUGGGGCCAGUCUUUGGAAAAUAUCAGGCAUGGCCAUUCGUCACUGUAUUGAGCUAGGAUACCACAGAAGCGCAGAAAGAUAUCGCAAACAUGUUGAUCCCUUGACAAAGGAAAUGUCUAGAAGGUGCUUUUGGGUCGCAUACGACAUUGAUCGUGUUGCAGCUUUUACCCUCGGUCGGCCAAUGGGUAUCCCGGAUGAGUUGAUCGAUGCAGAGCUUCCUAUGGAUAUUGAAGACGAGAAUAUUACUCCCAGUGGCCUGUUGGCGAACCCCCGUGCUACCGGUAACCAGGUGCCAACAAUCAUGACAGGCACUCUUCAUGUUAUCAAGUUGAGGAAACUAUGGGCAAAAUUCCAUGCCACUCUCUAUUCACCUCAAUUACAAUACGCCAGUACGGGUAGCCAAUUUGCCACUGUUGACACUCUGCGCCAAGAAUUGGAAGAAUGGCAUGCAUCAGCUCCCACACACCUGGACUAUUCAUCCUCUCAUCCUUUAUCGGUGUUUGCAUCAAAUGAAUGGUUCCAAAUUGCCUACAAUCAUUCAAUUCUGAUUCUUUAUCGCUCACAUAUCACUAGAAUUCUGGGUGAACGACAGGGAUCUGGCCCAAACGAGUCGAACAGCACCGACUUCAUUGAAGAGGAAGAGGACCUCCAAAGAGCAUUCGAAAAUUGCUCCCGCUGUGCUCGUGAAAUAUGCGUGCUGUAUCGUCGGCUAUACCAGAAAUCAAGUGUUCAAUUCACUUGGGGAAGUCUCCAUAUUCUGUUCCUUGGCGGGUUGACAUAUUUGUAUUGUCUCUGGCGGUCAUGGCGAAUACGCCAGCAGACUAAGCAGAGCGAGAUAUUAAAGACAUGUAUGGCCUGCACAACAGUCUUGGUCAUUAUAGCUGAGCGGUGGAACUUGGCCACAUCGUAUCGCGAUAUCUUCGAAACACUCUCUGAGAAAACCAUCAACAUGAUCUGCGGAAAUGAUAAGCUUGCUGGACCAGCCCCUCCACAGUCACAAUGGACUGCCCCUUAUGACAAUCUCCUUUCCCCAAGAGACUGGAGUUUGGGCUUUGAUGAUUUAUCCAUGCCUCAAGGUUCCGACUGGUUUAUUCAAGAGUUUUUACAACAGUUCCCAGAAUCUUAA